AUGGCAGCUUUUAUGGCAAGAAAUGACCUCCAUGAUGUGGGAAUCAUAGGUCCCAAAUUUACAUGGUGUAAUAACAAAAGUGAAAAUGCGCGUAUUCUUGAGAGAUUAGACAGGUGUCUUUUGAACUCCAAGGCUCUUAACAUGAUUCAGAAUGCUGUGGAUAAGUUAUUUCAUACCAAGCAGAUUAAAUUUGAAGAAGUCUGGGCUUCUUUUCCAGCCUCCAAAGGUAUUGUCUUAAAAUCUUGGAACAAACCGGUCAAAGGGAAUGAUAUGGAUAUUAUUAAUGUUAAGUGCAAGAGAAGAAGCGAAUGGGAAUGGAAUGGAGCCAGAGAAACUUAUUCUGCUGAGAUAAAAAUUCAUGAAUUCAACUUGAACUUAGCACGGUUAAGCACCUGGUGGAGGCAAAGAACUAAGCUGAAAUGGAUUCAAGAUAAUGAUACUAAUUCAAGAUUUUUCCAAUCCUUUGCUAAUGGUAGACGAAUGGGAAAUCUUAUUCACCAGUUGAAAAAUGAUGAAGGAAAUCUAGUUGAGAACCAAGCAGAAAUUGAGGAAAUUCUGUUGAAUUUCUUUAACAACAAAUGGAAGAAAAGAAAUGGCUACGUGGAAGGAUGGCCUCCAUUUUUUAAUUCUAUUUCAGCAGCUGAAUGA
This is a messenger RNA of Dendrobium catenatum, 648 nucleotides long. RefSeq lists its product as uncharacterized. The coding region runs from base 1 to 648 and encodes 215 amino acids. NCBI's taxonomy places the organism in Eukaryota, Viridiplantae, Streptophyta, Magnoliopsida, Asparagales, Orchidaceae. The record is from RefSeq and is a predicted model, not a curated record. The transcript is spliced from 3 exons.